This is a messenger RNA of Eublepharis macularius, 3547 nucleotides long. Its product is annotated as ankyrin repeat and SOCS box protein 8-like. NCBI's taxonomy places the organism in Eukaryota, Metazoa, Chordata, Lepidosauria, Squamata, Eublepharidae. Gene Ontology annotation, biological process: intracellular signal transduction. The transcript has 6 exons. Gene Ontology annotation, molecular function: protein binding. Gene Ontology annotation, cellular component: nucleus; cytoplasm. The record is from RefSeq and is a predicted model, not a curated record. The coding region runs from base 1 to 1026 and encodes 341 amino acids.
AUGGAAAGCCUCCUGAAGUUCUCACUCCGGCCUUCAGAGCCUCCUUUCUUCCUCUUGUUCUCUCAAGACCAGUUGAUACCUCAGAUGUCAAGUGCCAAGGCUCAAGCAGCCUCCUUGGAAGCCAUACUCUUUGACCUGGAAAGUUCAUCCCGAGAGAGCCGGCUGAACCAGCCGCAGCAGCAGCAGCCCGUCGCGCCCUGGCUGCCGGAAGCUCCAUCCGUCUCUCCAGCUGCUCCCGCCCGGCCGGCUCGAGGAACCGAGGCGAAGCGGCUGCGAAGGCGCUCCUCGCAGGGGCCAGUGAGAGCCGGGGCGGCGAGGAGGCGGCUUCCGCAGCAGGCUCGCUUUUGGCUGCUCGCCUGCCCUGACGAGGGACUACAACUCCCAGCCUCCCCGCCCCGCGAGGCGCUUGGCGAUGGCUGCCGUCCGAGCCCCGAGCAAGGAGGAGGCUGGUGGCCGCGGCCGCCCGGCGUAGCUCAGGCAGGCAGAGAGCUGGUGGACAGGAAAGAUUACUACGGCAAGACGCCACUCUACUGGGCUGCCUACAAAGGGCAGAGACGUUCAGUGGAGCUGCUGCUGGAACAUGGGGCCAACGUCAACACGUGCUGUAAACAUGGAGGGACCCCCCUCCACGCUGCCAUUGGCCUCUUCCCAGACUGCACCCUCCUGCUGAUCCAGCAUGGGGCAGAUGUGAACCUGCAGGACAACUGGGGAGUGACCCCCAUGUACUUGGCUGCGUGCAGCGGACAGACGGAGUGCAUCCGGUUGCUGGUGCAAGCAGGCGCCUACAUCUCCUACAGGAACAAGAGAACUGGAGCCCCUCCCAAGCGCCUUGUCUCACAGCCAGCCCUGAUCUCCUGGUUGGAAUCCUGCCGCCAGCAGCCGUGUUCCCUCAAGCACCUCAGCCGCCUCUCGAUUCGGAUGGCUCUUGGCCACAGGAGGCUUCAAGCCAUCAGGGACUUUGACCUUCCUCCUGCGCUAAAGCAGUACCUCAUGUUUGAGGACCUGACUUUGCCAGACAAGCUGUAGCCUGGAUUCCUGGGGAGUUGGCAACCGCUAGCCUGAUAGAUUGCCGUUGCUUCGCUGCUGGAACUGGAAGGAAGAGCUGCUCAGCACUGUUUUUCCCCCUCUCCAGAAGCCAAGCUUUGUCUUUGUGCUUGGGUUCCAGCGCUCUGCCACAUGGAAGUUCCUCAAGCAGAAGAUGCUGCAGGCUGUGUGCAUGUGUGUCACACUCUUCCUCAUCAGCAACUGACUGUUGUCACUUUUGCCUGUCUCUUGGACACCGGAGCCAAGAAAAACGUGGCCUGUCAGGCUAAGGGUCUGACAUGUCCUGCAUUCCGGCUGCGGCCAUGGUCAGCUACAUUCUGCUGGGAAUUCCACAGGCAUGGCAGGCAGGUCAUAUCCAGCAUCACAUACCCUGUGGCUUGCCCCCAGAAUCUGGUACUGCUUCUGAACAUGGAGGUUUCAUUUAGUUCUCUUCUAGGGAAACUUACACACAGUUCAUUCCGACAGGAGUUCAUCCCUAAGCUUCUCUAGAACUUAGAUGAGGAUGGGACAUCCCACCAUAGGACAUGCUGUCAGCCGUUGUCCCACCACCGCUUCACACCCCAUUGCAGUUUUUCUUUGUGAAGAGGCCAGAUUUCUUUUGUAGUGGUGGACCAAAACUCAGAGCGCCGUCUGCUACUUUGCUUGUAGUUCCUAAAGGUGAAGGGAUAAGAGAAAUGUGAAUAACAAGUAGAAGAUCAGUGUUGGCAGAGACAUGCCCUGUUUGUUCUCCGAGGGAAAUCAGAUGUGUGGAAGGGAGAUGAGAGGAGGGAAGGCCAUAGCUCAGCGAAAAACCAUGUGAAAGCCCUGGGCCUGAGACCUUAGGGAGCUGCUGCCAGUCAGAGUAGACAACAUGGAGCUGGGUAGGUUCAGAAGGCAGCUUCGUGGGACCCCUCUUGCUGCUCUUGUCCCUAAUCUCCCCGUGUUCAAUCACAAGUCUCUUUGUAGCACAAUGCACAGAAAGGGUUUGGGACUGAGAUUGCUGGUCUCCCCACUGACAGCCACAGAGUCAGCACGACGUCUGCAUGGAGACUGCAUUGGCGCUGGCCUUGCAGCCCUGGCACAAUAACUGGUUCUUUCAGAAGCUUCUCACAGGCUGUCAUACUUUGUUUUAAGAACUCUUUGUUGUUUGGGAGGAGAAGCCUCAGGCGAGUCCUGCAAGCUUCAAGCAGGUUUCCCUGUGGAAAGGGAAGGUGGUGGCGCUGUUGGGGUGGUGGGCUCUGUGCCAGUCUGGAGGCUCUGGUAACUGCUUGAAGUUGCCACCCACUCAAGCCAGGAUGGGACUUUUGUGCGGGGAUUUUUUCCCUGUACUCUAAUCCCUUAGCAACUUUUGAGAAAAUAAAUACAGAAUUUUAAAGAAAGAAAUGCAGAUACCUUUUGUUGCUUUGGAUCAGCUGGGCUGAACUUGGCUUCCUGUAAAGAGAGGCCAGGGCCAUAACCACUUAGCUUAAAGUAGUUCUGUUCAUUACCACAUUGGAUUGGGCUGGAGAGGGAGUCUUGGUUCUUCUCAGGCCAGCUGUUCCCCCAAAGCUUCCUCACAUAAUAGAUUUCUUAGCUUCCUGGAAGGUGAUUCUCAGUGAGUAGUGGAAUCCUUUAUUCCCAUGGUUAGAAAUACCAAUUUCUUUAUGUGUUCAAAGAAUAUGAAUUCAUCUUGUCUGUAUAUUUUUUUUAAAGAGUGCAAAGUGAUUUAUGGCAAUAGUGUCAUUCAUCCUGCUAACACAUCCCUGCCAGGUAGGUUAAUAGAUCCACUUUAUGGAUGGGGAAGCUGAGGCUGAGAAGAGGGACUGUGAUGGUGCAAGGUUUUAAACCCAGCUUUUCCUAGGAGUCCUGCCUCUGUCUUCCCCUGUGUCAUCUUUAUAAGCAUCAAGUAUGUUGAUGAUGAUUUUCAAGUCCUUGUGCUUGCUGACAAAAAAAGCCUAAAAAACCCUAGAUUCAGAGAACCUUGCUGAUGAAUCAUUGUUCCUUCUGCAAGCUGUGAGAGGCCCUGCUCAAACCCACAGUAACAUCACUGGCUUAGAAUGACUGCCUUUGGUGUUGGUGCUGCCCGAAGGCCUUUAACAAACACCUGACACCCAGAAAUGUUGCAACUGAAGCAUGACCAGUAAAAGCUUCCCCUGCUAAGUUUCUGGGUGACCAGAUGUUGUGAAAGCAGGGUUGCCAGGACCACUGGAGCCCAAACCAGGGGACGGGGGUGUGUCGUGGGGGGAACUUGCACACUCUAGAGCUAUUCCUCAUUGUGCUGGGAAUGACGUCAUUUCUGGUGCAACAAAGAAGAGUUGUGGAGUGUGCAGGAGUGUACUCCGGAGCUCCUGGGUCCAUUCCUUGCACUCCCCUCCCAACUAGAUGAGUGGGGGCAGGGGGUGGAAGCUGGAAGCAGGAGAUUCCCCCAUUCCCAUUGGUGGACUGGUAUGUGAAAGGUAUGGGAGCAAGGUUAAAAAUAAGUGUGCAACCAGGGCUUUUUUUCAACAGGAACGCGGUGGAACGGAGUUCCGGAACCUCUUGAAAA